AUGGCCGACAACUACACCGUCGGGGCCACGCGCUCCGACAAGCCCACCAACACGCCCUCAUCCACGUCGGCACUCAUCGCCACCAAGUUCACGACGACGGCGAUCCGCAGCAAGACAAACCGGCACGAGUCGCCGCAAAAGGGCAUUUCUGAUUUCUGGUCGGCCUUCCACGCACGGAAGCCGGGCAGGAUCACGUCGAUAUUCCCGCGGCGACUGUACGAGCAGUGGGGCCUGCAGCCUGCCCAGGAUGUCGUGGGAUGGACUGCCGCGACGGUGGCGGGUGUUGCAGAUGUGAGCACGCCCGCAGCCUCGUCCUCCUCAUCGACUUCCUCGACCUCGUCGGUCUCAUCAUGGGCGGCUGUGUCGGCUCCGUCGACGCCCGCAGAGCCGUCGCCAACGCCGACGACAUCCUAUGAGGCUGCCGCAGCGGCUUGCCGUGCCGCCGUGGCCCGCAUCGUCAGCGCGUGCCACCGCACGAAUGAAAAGUUCACGGACCCCGAGUUCAACUUGGAGGACGACCCCAACCAGAACUGUCUGCGCGGCCUGGUGCGGCGGCGCGCGGCGGACGGCGGGGAAGAGAAUGCGCUGCAUCCACUGCACACACCGCCGGCGGUGCAUCGCGUGGACUGGAUCUUUGAGAAGCCGGUGUUUGUCAAGAACGGACGCGAGCGGAGUGAGGACACCAGCGAGCGCAGCGAGGACAGAAAGACAAGCGAGCGCAGCGAGGACAGAAAGACAAGCGAGCGCAGCGAGGACAGAAAGACAAGCGAGCGCAGCGAGGACAGAAAGACAAGCGAGCGCAGCGAGGACAGAAAGACAAGCGAGCGCAGCGAGGACAGAAAGACAAGCGAGCGCAGCGAGGACAGCGGCUUCUCGUCGUCCGACGUGCAGCAGGGCCGCGUGGGCGACUGCUGGUGGAUCGCCGCCGUGGCAACGAUGGCGCACCGCACGGACCUGAUGCGCCGCGUGUGCGUGGCCCGCGACGAGCGGUGCGGCGUCUACGGCUUUGUGUUUGUGCGCGACGGCGCGUGGACGCCCGUGGUGGUCGACGACCAGCUGUACGUGCACCACGCGGACUUCCGCGCCGAGACGUACGACGCGUCGGGCCAGCGCGCGCGCGACCACCGGCAGCGGUUCCAGCGCGGGUCGGAGGCGCUGUCGUUUGCGCGGUGCGCCGACGCCAACGAGACGUGGCUGCCGCUGCUGGAGAAGGCGUUUGCCAAGGCGCACGGCGACUACGGCGCGCUGGCGGGCGGCUGGUGCAGCGAGGGCAUGGAGGACCUGACGGGCGGCGUCAGCACGACCAUACCGGCGAGCCGCGUGCUGGACAAGGACCGGCUGUGGCGGGAGCUGGCGGGUGAGGCGGGCGGGAUUGGCGACGACGGCGGCGGGCGCAACAGCGACUUUGUGUUUGGCCUGUCGGUCAUGGGCUGUGGAUGCGCCGGCGCCAACCACAACGGCCUCGCCGUCAACCACUGCUACUCGGUGCUGCGGGCGGUCGAGGCCCCCUCGGAGGACGGCGCCGCGACGGUCCGCCUCGUCCAGAUCCGCAACCCCUGGGGCCACCGCCACGAGGCCACGCACAUGGGCGCCUGGCACGGGCCCUGGGCGGACGGCGCCAAGGAGUGGACGCCGUACUGGCUCAAGACGCUAGGCCACACGUUUGGCGACGACGGCGUGUUCUGGAUGGCCUUUGAGGACGUGCUGGCGACGUUUGGCUACCUGCACCGAACGCGCCUGCUGGACGACGCGUGGACGGCGGCGGCGCCGCUGUGGACGUCGUUGCGUGUUGGCUGGGUCGCCGGCUACGCGGACACGACCUUUGCCGUCGACGUGGAGGCGGCCGGGCUCGUGGUGGUCGUCCUGUCCCAGCUCGACGACCGCUACUACCGCGGCCUGCGCGGGCAGUACACGUUCACGCUGCGCUUUGUCCUGCAGUCGGCCGACGGAACGGUCCUCGCCAGCGCCCAUGCGCCCAACGCCCAGGAGACGCGGUCUGUCAGCUGCGAGGUCGUUCUUCCCGCCGCUGGGCGGUACACGGUGCGCCCGCACAUCACGGCCCGACGGGACCGGCGCAGGCUGGCAGAGGCGGCCGUGGUGCGCAUGACGGCCGAGACCAACCCGGCCAAGCUGCGGCAGGUCGGGCAGCAGUACGAUGCGGCGCACGCCAAGGGAGGCGAUGUCGUCGACGAAGACCAGCGGCUGGAAGACCGACGGGUGCGCAACGUGGCGAGGGUGCGGGCGCGCAGAGCGUGGCACAAGGCGGAGCUGACGCGGCUGCGCGCGGCGCGCGUGGCGUGGGUGGCGGCGCGAGAAGAGUUUCGACUGCGGCGCGAGAAACAGAUGCACGACGUGGCCGUGAAGGAGACGGAGAAGGACGACAGGGUUGACCAGGACAAGGACAAGGACAGCAAGGACGGCGAGGACAGCAAGGACGUUAAGGACGGUAAGGCCCUCCCCGACGUCGACCCCGGCCCCGAACCAGUGGCCUUUCCCGAACCCAGCUUUUCCGACAGCGAGCUCGACGCCGACGACAGCGACGACAUACUGGACGACAGCGACGGCGAAAUCGUUGCCAUCGAUCUGCGCAAGACCAUGGGUAAGAAAGGAUGGCCGUUUGUCGAGGGCGACGACAGGGGCGGCGACAAGAACGACAAGAGCGACAAGCAAAGUGACGACGACAGCCACGCCGACGACGACGACUCGCCGUGGAAUGCCGUCUGCAUCGUCGGCCUGCGCGUGUACGCGAAAGAGCCAGGAGUCUCCGUCGGCCUGGUGAAGCCAGAGAAGACAACUGUGGGGGGCACAAACACAGAUAUGAGAUAG
Molecule: messenger RNA, 2826 nt
Organism: Sporothrix brasiliensis 5110
Lineage: Eukaryota; Fungi; Ascomycota; Sordariomycetes; Ophiostomatales; Ophiostomataceae
Exons: 1
Coding region: 1-2826 (941 amino acids)
Biological process (GO): proteolysis
Cellular component (GO): cytoplasm
Molecular function (GO): calcium-dependent cysteine-type endopeptidase activity
Source: RefSeq, a predicted model, not a curated record